Molecule: messenger RNA, 1784 nt
Organism: Closterium sp. NIES-67
Lineage: Eukaryota; Viridiplantae; Streptophyta; Zygnematophyceae; Desmidiales; Closteriaceae
Source: the annotation of a GenBank genome assembly
AGCAAAUGACUUCGGCACUCGGAGUCUGAGUCAGCUCGUCACGCUUACUAGCGCAGUGCUACUACACGUAUUUAGGACAUCGGGUUUUUUUUUUUGCGAUGACCGAGAAAGGCCUUCCUCGCGGUCCAAGUACUGUACAUCAGAACCCGACAAAUCAGAUACUGGAUAUGGUUUGGUGGCAUGGCUCUGAGCCGUCCUCCUCAUCCUUCACGAGGGUGCCUCUGGCCCGGACGCUCAUUGGCUGAUUCUAGAAAAGCCUCAGAAAUCGUCUCGAAAUGCACGGUGGAGAACGCUCGUCGACCCGGGUUACUAAGACGGUUACAUGCACGGUGAAGAUUCUGUGGGAUCAUCAUCAAGACAGCAGAGGAAGACCGCACCCUGCUGCUGCAUGUGGCGGCUCACGGCACGAGGCAGUGGAGGGCCAUUGCCAAGGCAGGGCUGCUGCCAGGGCGAGGCAGCAAGGCGUGCUGCAACCGAUUCAUCGUGCUCAAGAGGAAUUUUUUCAAACGUCAAAAGCUCAGCUUUCUGUCUGAACCAGCAGCACAGAUGAUAAGUGGUGCUACCGCCUACAUGAGCGAGUCAAUGGAGUCAACAGAAGCUGCUUUCGAGGCCUUCAAAGCAGAGCCGUGCGGCGACCAGCCCAAUCCUUUCCCACUAGCCUCGUGCCAGCAUCCAUCAGCCGGCCAGCGACUCGCCCCACUUGUCCCAGCUGGAAGCAUCCUGAGCGAGUCAAUGAAGUCAACAGAAGGCGCUUUCGAGACGCCUAAACAAAAGUCAACAGGUUGUAAUGCAUGUUGCUCUUCCAUGCAGGCGGUUGCAUUAUCGCCACCCGUGCCAAUUUCGGUGUUUCGACAUGACCUCGCAUCAGUGUCUUCACUGGUAACAGCAGCAGCAGCAGCAGCAGCACCGCCAGCAGAACCAGCAGCAGCAGCAGCAGCAGCCUCAGCGGCAGCACCAGCAGCAGCAGCAUUAGAACCAGCAGCUGCAGCAUUAGAACCAGCAGCUGCAGCAUUAGAACCAGCACCACCAGCGCCAGCAGCACCAGCAGCAGGAGUCUGCUCUGUUCCCGCAUCUGGAGAGGCUGACAUCGAUCGGCACCUCUUCCAACUGUGGGAGGCAUUCACUCCUGAGACUUCUGAAACAUCAACCCUUCUGCCUGCAUUCCCCUCACUGCAAACACCUUUCCUACACUCCCCAAGCUGCAGCCCUCUGCCAAUGCAAGUGCCUUUUGAGUUGACUCAGCAGCAGCUCUUUGAGACGACUCAACUUUCCCCAAGCUGCAGCCCUCUGCCAACACAAUUCCCACUUCUCGCGCCUCUAGCAGCUGCUCAGGAGGAUAGAGGCACAGCAGUAGGUGGGAGCAGGGAAUUGGGGUGGAGCAUGAAUGCUCACCGAGGGAACAGCAGGAGCAAAGGAAUGAGCAAGAGCUUGUGCAAGGGUUUGGGCAAGGGCAGUGACCAGGGUAUGAGCAGCCACUGUAAGGCUCAAUGCCUUGACGGGCCAAAUUGCACUAGCCAAGGUGGGAAGCCCAGUUUCUGGCUUGCUACUGAUAAAUACUUGCAGCGGGAGGUACACUUCAGCCUCAGCAAGCCAAGUGCAGUAUCAAAGCCUUACACUCUGAUGUAUGGUAAUCUGCGGCCAGACGCCCUUCUUGAAGCCAUGUGUGGGGGGGCUGCUCUAUUAGAUAAUUUUCUUGAUUGAUGCUUUCUUUGUUCGUUUUUUGUGAUUGUGCAUGUGUAAAUAUGGUUCUAGUUGUCCAAAGUUACAUGAGUUGAUUACACAAG